This is a messenger RNA of Varroa destructor (honeybee mite), 479 nucleotides long. RefSeq lists its product as uncharacterized. The record is from RefSeq and is a predicted model, not a curated record. Lineage: Eukaryota; Metazoa; Arthropoda; Arachnida; Mesostigmata; Varroidae.
AUGCAUCGUGGCCGCCCUGAUACCGAGCACCUCGUUGACGCGUAUAAAAACUACUCUCUGAAUCCUGCAUCUUAUUACUGCUUCAAUGGAACGUGCAAUAACCUGCAACACAAACAGUGGGGAGCCGUCGUUACGUGCUACAAACGUAUGUUGCGGGCCUACUACGAAGAUAAGCGAUCGGAGCCGAAGUUACCUGAAUGUAAAAUGACGACCGACGUGUCAAAUGAUCCGGUCUUGCUGGAAAGGAAUGCAACAUGUAUAAAUUACGUCCGCUUGGCAGUGUGCCCUUGUGAGUCAGAUGGACCACGGAGACAUAUGAACAGUCUGACAGCUUACCUCGAUCUCUCCUUGCCUUAUGGAAGCGCGAAAAAGGAACUAGAUCGUCUUCGAGAUUAGCGUCUACCACAUCUGACACACAUAUCCAAAGGCAACAGCCUGCCAUUACGAGAAGACCAUGAUUGUAUUAGCGAACAGUGUUU